Messenger RNA from Phascolarctos cinereus (koala), 4506 nucleotides. It is a transcript of the gene GABRG1, whose product is annotated as gamma-aminobutyric acid type A receptor subunit gamma1. Lineage: Eukaryota; Metazoa; Chordata; Mammalia; Diprotodontia; Phascolarctidae. Gene Ontology annotation, biological process: gamma-aminobutyric acid signaling pathway; monoatomic ion transmembrane transport; chloride transport. Gene Ontology annotation, molecular function: GABA-A receptor activity; extracellular ligand-gated monoatomic ion channel activity. Gene Ontology annotation, cellular component: membrane. The record is from RefSeq and is a predicted model, not a curated record.
UAGGGGGCGUUUUUACGUCUCACACUCUCCCUUUCUCACGAGGGUACUGCUGAGAUGGCAGAAUAAGUAUUCUGUUCGGGGAUUUAAACUAGCUCCCUCAAAAUGAGAAGAACAAACUCAAUGGAUUCUUGGAAAAGUCCUUUUCUUUUUCCUUUAUACCUAUGGAGUCACUGCGGCGGGGUGAGGUUCCUGCUCCUGUUGCUGAUUCUGCGUUUGGGGACUUGUGUGGACAAAGCAGAUGAUGAAGAUGAUGAGGAUUUAACAGUGAACAAAACUUGGGUAUUAGCACCAAAGAUACAUGAAGGUGAUGUCACCCACAUCCUCAAUUCUUUGCUUCAAGGCUAUGAUAACAAGCUUCGGCCUGAUAUAGGAGUGAGACCCACAAUAAUUGAAACUGAUGUUUAUGUUAACAGCAUUGGACCUGUUGAUCCAAUCAAUAUGGAAUAUACCAUAGAUAUAAUUUUUGCCCAAACUUGGUUUGAUAGUCGCUUGAGAUUUAAUAGCACAAUGAAAGUCUUGAUGCUUAAUAGCAACAUGGUAGGGAAAAUUUGGAUCCCUGAUACUUUCUUCAGAAAUUCAAGAAAAUCAGAUGCUCAUUGGAUAACAACUCCUAAUCGACUGCUUCGAAUAUGGAGUGAUGGAAGAGUUCUCUAUACCUUAAGGUUGACAAUUAAUGCUGAAUGCUAUCUUCAGCUACAUAACUUCCCUAUGGAUGAACAUUCCUGCCCACUGGAGUUUUCCAGCUAUGGGUAUCCUAGAAAUGAAAUAGAAUAUAAAUGGAAGAAAACCUCUGUGGAAGUAGCAGACCCUAAAUAUUGGAGAUUGUACCAAUUUGCAUUUGUGGGGUUACGAAACUCAACAGAGAUCUCACAUACACUAUCUGGUGAUUAUAUUAUCAUGACAAUCUUUUUUGAUCUGAGUAGACGUAUGGGAUAUUUUACCAUUCAGACAUAUAUCCCAUGUAUAUUAACAGUUGUCCUUUCCUGGGUAUCAUUCUGGAUUAACAAAGAUGCAGUUCCUGCAAGGACAUCAUUAGGUAUAACCACAGUGCUGACAAUGACAACACUGAGUACCAUUGCAAGGAAAUCCCUCCCUAAGGUUUCCUAUGUGACAGCUAUGGAUCUCUUUGUUUCUGUUUGCUUCAUUUUUGUUUUUGCGGCCUUGAUGGAAUAUGGAACCCUGCAUUAUUUCACUAGCAACAAAAAGGGGAAGAAGCUUAAAGACAGGAAGUACAAACAUAAGUCCAGGAAAUCACCUGCAGUUGCAGUCCGACCUGGAUCUACAUUGAUUCCAAUGAACAGCAUUUCUCAUCCACAACAACGAGAUGAUGAUUAUGGAUAUCAAUGCUUGGAAGGCAAAGACUGUGCCAGCUUUUUCUGUUGUUUUGAAGACUGCCGGACAGGAUCUUGGAGGGAAGGAAGAAUACACAUCCGUGUUGCCAAAAUUGACUCAUAUUCCCGUAUAUUUUUCCCAACAGCUUUUGCUCUAUUUAAUCUUGUUUAUUGGAUUGGCUACCUUUACUUAUAAAUUUCCAUUACUCCCAAAUAUUUACAAAGCCAAACUAAACAUAGAUAUUGUUCGAUGUAACUUAGUAACAUGAAAUUUAUUUUUUUACCAAUGCAAAAAACAAACAAAAAAAAUACAGCAGUAGUUACUUUGAACAUUCCAUCACCAUCUUUCUGAGGCUUCUAGAGUUGUAGCAUUUUGAGCAAAGUUAAUUAAGCACAUAUAAAUUACAGUUGAUGACAUUGUUAGCCCUUACUAACAAGAAUAUCAAGAUACUAUUUAUUUUUACCUAUAUUCACUUAAUUUUUUAAAAAUUAAUUUACUUUCUAUAAACACAAUUUCAAAGAUGUAAGCACUCCCUUGUGUCUGAUGUUAUGCUGAAAUGUAUUCCCAAUGUUUGUCUAGAGAGUCAAAUUCUAAAAAAGUAAAAUGCUUAUUUUUUAUCCUAACCAUUUUUUUCCAGUUUGAAGGUGUUACUCUCCUGAACUUAUUGACUGUAUGUAACAAAUUUUAUCUUUUUUUCAAUUCACAAGAUUUUAAGCAUUUUUCUCUCACACUUAUCCCUUCACUGAAGGGAAAAAAAAUAAUCCUUUUGACCAAUAUGCAUAGUCAAACUAAAAAAAGUGUGGAUUUUUUGGGAGUCAGGUGGGGAGAGAGAUACAAUAGGAUUUGAUUUCACUUUUUCUUUGUACAUUAUAUGUAUAGAUGUUGUUUUUUAAAGGACUUUAAGAAAACAAAACAAAAUAAGAUAAGUUAUCUUUUUUUAUCAUGGCCUGGAAGUAGACCUAGAUUCUUAAAGUCCAAGCCAGCUAAGAUAAAUCUGUGGCAGGUCUUACCUGGCCCCAAGCUGGAAAAGUUUUAUGUACAGGCAUGGUGACAUACUUUUCUCUGAGCACCAGCCUAACAAAGUUUAGAAAGGCCUAUCAUCACUGGAUUGGCUUACAUAGUUAUGAUUGUAAUACCUAUACACAUACAUAUAUACAUACAUAUAUGUUUGUGUGUAUACAUGUAUGUGUAUAUAUGUAUAUAUAGCUCACAAAUUAGAUAAUGUCUGUGUACUGUUUUUGCAAACUGUGAAACACUAUAUGUCUGCUAUUGUUACUAUUGAGGAAAAGGUUAAUUUUCAUUCACUAUAUAUUAUGUAAUGGAAUCAAACUCUUCAUAAAGAGAACAAAGGCCACUGAUGGGCCAAUUCCUAACCUUUUGAAGAAUGAUACAGAAUUAUAACUUUGCCUUUGUAGAUCACAGAGCAUGAUACCCUUUCGACCUGAAUACUAUCAUAUUAUGCUUUUGCUGAUUUGGGAACCUGGAAUAAAUCCAGGGGAGGAAUUUUUUUUUUACAAGCAAGUUGAAAGCAUAUGCAUCUAAAACCAUAACAUCUUGCAAAAAAAAAAAUGAAGAUGUGAACAUAAAAAUAUUGAAAUCAGCUAGCAGUGAAAAUAAAUGUAAAAAAGGUAACAAAUAUCUUUAUUUUACAUAAACUUGAUGUUGAAUUUUACUCAAAACUAAGGAGCAGUGCUUCUAACUUGUCAACUGUAUCUAUUUGUUUAUCUAUUUCCUUGAUUCUCAAAAAGUGUCUACAAUAUAACAGGUGAUGAUUAAAAUGUCUUUUAUUUGCAUAGGUCAUUUAGCUUAUUAAAAAUAAGAACAACAACUUUGCAUGUGCAGUAUGAUAUCAUCACAAUCCUGUGAGACAGAAAGGGCACAUAUUACUAUCCUCAUUUAAUAGAAAAGAAAACCAUGUCACAAAGGUAUUGAGUAAAUUGUCCACAGUUACUGAGGCAACUGAUGGUUGAAUUAUUGCUGGAGCAAAGUUCUUCUCAUCUCCAUACACCAGUCAUGAUGAUAUAAUGAGAUCUUGAAUAGCAGAACCCUCAAGGGCUCCUUGUCAAACUCAGGCUAGUGAGAUUUUAGAAGUACUCUAUUCAGAAUCAAUUAUUAAAAUUUUAAUUUUGCUUUAGUCUCUGGUUAAUCCUAAUCUCUCCAAUGUGUAAAUUAAGAGGAAAUAUUAGAAUUAUUGAGGGAAUCCAAUUAUACCACAACCUUAUCUAUCAUUUGAGGUGGAGAAAGACAGAAGACCUAGGGUCAGAAAGGAAUUUAGUGGAAGUGGCAGAAUUUUUCAUUUAUAUAUUCCACAAAUAUUUAUUAAUUUCCUGUGAUGUUCAAGGCAUUGUCACUAGUACACAAACUUUACUGGUUGCACAUAGUGGAGUUUUGUUUUUGUUUUUGUUUUUUUUUACUACCUCUGAAGUCUCCAUGGAUAAUGGUUCAUUACAGGAUAUCAUAAGCUUCAACAAUAUUUAUUUUGACUGGGCCAGUGGCAUUUUGAUGUCUCAUGGAUUUGGGGCCCAUUAUCUUUAUUUCUAUUGCAGGAGGCCCUUUCUCAACUGUAUGUUACUGGAACUGAUGGUAUUAAGUAGAAGGGCUGUUCUGUAUUUUUGAAAUCAUUGAUUUCCCAAUAUAACAGUAUCAAUAUUCCUGAAAAUGAUGAAUCCUAAAAGCUAGUUUGAUGGUUUAGUGAAGUACAUUUUUUUCUUUUUAAUUUUUUUAAAAGAAUUAGUGCUGAAGGAAAUAUUCUAAUUAUGGACUGAAAACUAGGGACUUAUAUUUUACAUAACAAAUCUUUAUUAGCAUUUGUAUUCUACUACAAGCAGAAGCACAGUUAUUUUCAAGUGUUUAGUCCUUUAAAAUAGUCUGAAAUAUUUACUCCUUAAAAGUUUUCCAUUUCUCUCUUUGUAUCUCCAGCAUCCAGCACUGUGCAUGGUAUGUAGCCAAUAUUUAACAAAUGUUUUUUGACUGAUUAUGAGGAAAGAAGAGACAUGAGAGUCAUAGGUUUUCUGUACUGCCCAAUGCUGGCCAGGUGACAAGGAAUGUAUUCCCAUUUAUUGGCAUCAUUUAUAACCAUCACUAUCAUAGAACUGAGUUGGAAUAGACUACAGAGGCCUUCUAGUCUCAUCCCUUAAUUUUUUAAAAUAAUUAUUUUAUUUUUAGUUUUCAACA